AGCGGUUCUUUCCCUCGAAGGAGACGGACCCCGUGACGCAGCAUCGUUUCAUCCUAAUCUUCAUCCCCGCUGGCACACGGUGGGUCGAGUCACGCGCUCGGUCAACGUUAACGACGCACGCCAAGUGCAUGACCGAAGCGCACAGCACGCGUCGUUCCCUCGCGCACCCUGCAGGGUCGGGGGACGAACGACGCCGCGACGUUCACGUCGUCUGGUUCGCAGCGGUGGGGAACGACGGGCGAGGGCGUAGUUGGAUGGAGAGAGAUCGGCGCCGAGAGAGAAGGGUAGAGCAAAGCGACGGUGGGAUAACAUGGUAGGGGUAAAGAGAGUGGGGAGUUCGCACGCCGACCGGAACGGCCCCACCAAGUUUUACCCAACGAUCCGGGAGGCUCGUCGAGGUAGUGGUCCGCGCCCCACAGCCGCGACAACUCGAAACGCGUGUCGUUGUCGCGCCUGCUGUACGUUCUCUGUCACUUUCGGCUCGUCUCUCGCGCUUCGUGCGGUAAUAGCUUCACGUUUGAACGUUGUCGCGAGAUAUCCGCGGCCGUACGUCAUCGUUCAGCGUGUCACGGUACCGUACGAGACUCCCGGUUGUUGGGGUGGCGAGAGUCCUCUCCUUUCCGGCGGAGAGAAGGGCGCGCGAUUCGGAUAGGAUAGCCGUUCGCUCGGCGUCCGCGAGGUGGUGGACAAUGAAAACAGGCCGCAACCAUUAGAGAGGGGGACUCCUCUCUUGACAGUGUCGUUUCGGAUUCCAAGUUUCGCGUCGAAGGUUAUCGGGGAGUCGUCGGUAUACCGGUGAGUGGUGAGCUCGUGAUCAGGGUUGGUUUUCGAGUAAUUCCCCGAACCCAUCGAGCCGGUGAACGUCGAGUGUCGUGGUUCGUUUCUUCGAUUGGAAUCCCUCGCCCAUUUUGGAGCGCCAGGUGGGGCCCGGAGACUGUGACAGGGGGACAGGUGUCGAGGACUCUCCGGGGGUGGUGACCGUGCGUACCCGAUCGACAACGUCACCCGGGAAAGAGACGACUUCGUACGUUCGCACCUGGAUAGCACACGGGUUGCCGGCACUCAUGCUCUAGUAAAAGCGCGAACGUACUGAGAUCGGAGCGGACAACGAGCCAUCACGAUGUGGCGCCUACUCGUCAUCGCAGCCUUCCUGGUGGCCACGUCGUCAUGCGACAAGGUGGUGGUCCUGCCCCACGACGUCUACCCGGGCUACGAGGUGACGCAAUUCGACACGAAACAAACGUCGAACUUCCACCUGAUGGAGAACGGCUACUCCAAGUUCUUCACCGUCCUCGGCAACGGUCUGGUGAUGACCACGUUCGAUUUAUCGCCGCUGGUGGACCGACCCGUGAAGCUGAUCGUUCUCGAGGAACUGGCCAACGGGACCGAGACUCAUUUCCUUCAUCUCUACGUGAUUAAUCGCCAGAACAUGAUCAACUUCUCGCACGAUCACCUCGGCGAGGGCGAGGUGCCGGAGAACUCCGACCCGGGCACCUUGAUCGACGGUUUCCCGGUGCUGCGGGCUCAAGGAAGCUUCCCCAUACAUUUCGCGAUCCUGCCGGACGAAUCCGGGACGAGGUUGUUCGCUCUGAGAGAGGAAUACUCGAACAGAACUGGUUUCAACCUGACGCUGAGCAACCAGAAGUCGGGCGUCAGGGUGGUGACCGCGAAACCGUUGGACAGGGAGGUCAAGAAGGUUUACACCGUCUCUAUACACGCCUCCGAUGGGAACUUCCUCAGCACGUCGUGCGUGAACGGCGUGGUGCACGUGCUGGACGAGAACGACAACAGUCCCGUGUUCGAGACGGAGGAGUACACGUUCGAGAUCAGACCCGACAACUUGGACGCCAUGCGGAAGAACUCCGUCCAGCUACCUUUCUGGAAACGAUUCUCGACGGUGGGCAAAGUUGCUGCCAAGGACGCCGACGGCGACAAGGUCGCGUACAAAUUGCUCGUGCCUAGCAGCCUGCUGGUCAUCGUGCCUCAGACGGGCGAGCUGAUGCUGGCUGGCGAACCGGAAACCACGAUGGACGAGGACUACGAGUGCGCGGUGAUCGUGGAGGCUCACGACGUGAGGAACCCGAGUCGAACGACGGAGAGACCGGCCAAGGUUGUCGUCAGGUUCCUGACGUCGUUGCCGCCGGAAACGGAGGUCCACCGGAUACAGAAGCGACGGGUGACGAGGGCCGUCAGGCCGACGAAGAAGGUCGACUUCACCGAGGCGGACGGCGACGUCGAAGGGAAAAUCGCGUUUUAUCUGGAGAAGGAGAACGAGAAGGAGAUGUAUAAGAUUAGGGACGAGAACAAGUGGGUCAUGGUUGGACUUAACGGGUCUGUCAUCGUCAAGCAGAAAUGGGAUUACGAGGAGCUCAGCUCGGAAAAGACCAUUGAUUUUUGGGUGACCAUCACCAACUCAGAACGGUGCACACGGUACCCGCCGUAUACCCGGUGUCCAUUUGACGACACGGACAAUCAGCGUGUCAUUAUCAACAUGAAGGACGUUAACGACGAGCCGCCGUACUUCAUAAAUCGACCAUUACCGAUGGAAACGGUCGUGCAGCUGAACGCCCCACCGAAUACACACGUGUUUACCCUUCAAGCCAGGGAUCCUGACACCGACAACAAUAUUCACUACUUCAUCGUGCGAGAUCGAACUGGUGGUCGUUUCGAGGUAGACGAGCGAUCCGGAGUUGUACGCACCCGAGGGACCGAGCUGUUUCAGCUGGACAUGGAAUACGUUCUGUACGUGAAAGCGGAGGAUCAGAACGGUCGUAUAGAUGAGAGGCGUUUUCAGUCGACUCCUGAGGAGCGGCUAUCGAUCGUAGGUGGAAAACGCCCGCCGCAGUUCUACAUGAAGGCGUACGAGGCCGAGAUACCGGAAAACCAGAAGAAAGACUCCGACAUCAUAUCGGUGAAAGCAAAAUCGUUCGCCGAUCGCGAGAUACGUUACACCCUGAAGGCGCAAGGUCAAGACGCAGCUGGAACGUUCAAUAUCGGUCCGACUUCCGGCAUCGUGAAGCUCGCCAAAGAAUUGGACUUUGAGGACUUGCGUUAUCCCCACGUCUACUCCCUCAUGGUGACAGCCACGGAGGAUUCGGGUGGCUUCUCCACGUCCGUCGAGUUGACCAUUCGAGUCUCGGACGUGAACGACAACGCGCCCAAGUUCGAGCUGCCCGAUUACCAGGCCCACAAUGUCGACGAGGACAUCUCCUUGGGCACGAGUAUACUGAAAGUGAAAGCAACGGACGCGGAUUCCGGCAUGAACGCGGAAGUCGAGUACCUGGUGUCCGACGAUCACUUCAGCGUCGACUCGAGCGGGAUCAUCGUCAAUAAUAAGCAACUCGACGCGGACAACAACAACGCUUACUACGAAUUCAGCGUCACUGCCAAGGACAAAGGCGAGCCUCCAAAGACCGGAACAGCCACGGUGCGCAUAUACACGAAGAACAAGAACGACGAGGAGCCAAAGUUCUCUCAGCAGGUGUACACGCCAAACGUGGACGAAAACGCCGGGCCCAACACGUUGGUCACGACCGUGGUCGCUUCGGACAAGGACGGCGACAACGUUCGGUUCCAAUUCGUCGGCGGCAACACCACCUCGGGUCAGUUCGUGAUCGAAGAGAUUACAGGUGUGAUUCGACUCCACGGGAAGCCGAUCUCCUUGGACAGGGACAAGUACGAGCUGAACGUAACAGCUCUGGACGACGGUGCUUGCUGUCCGAACGGAAAGACCACCGCGCACACCAGCACAGCCGUGGUCGUGGUCUUCAUCACGGACGUAAACGACAACAAGCCGGUGUUCACGGAUUGCAGCAGCUACAACCCGAAAGUCGAGGAGGGAGCUCCGAAUGGCAGCACCGUCAUCAAGGUGCAGGCCACGGACAAGGAUAAAGGCGUGAACGGUCAGGUGAAGUACUCGAUCGUCCAGCAACCCAAUCAGAAGGGAACCAAGUUCACCGUCGACGAGGAGACUGGCCAGGUUCUCACGAACAAGGUGUUCGAUCGCGAAGGGGAUGAUGGAAAAUUUGUGUCCGUUACCGUGAAAGCGACGGAUCAAGGUGAACCCUCGUUAGAAGGAGUUUGCUCUUUCACUGUUGAAAUCACUGACGUCAACGACAACCCACCCCUAUUCGACCGUCAGCGAUACGUAGAAAACGUGAAACAAGACGCGAGUAUUGGAACAAACAUUUUAAGAGUGUCGGCAUCGGACGAAGAUGCCGACAAUAACGGUGCGAUAACCUAUUCGUUGACCUCGCCAAACAAUGACCAGAGCUUGGAGUACUUUGAGAUUCAACCAGAGUCUGGUUGGAUCGUCUUAAAGAAGCCUCUAGACCGCGAGAUGUACAAGCUGCAGGCGAUGGCCCAAGACAAGGGCUACCCGUCCUCGUCGCGAACGGUGGAGGUUCAGAUUGACGUUGUGGACCGUGCGAAUAAUCCGCCCGUAUGGGACCACAUAAUGUAUGGCCCGAUCUACUGUAAAGAGAACAUAGCCGUUGGGGCUAAAAUUGUGUCUGUUAAAGCCAGGUCUGUCACACUGUUAAUGCUCCGUGCGGCUCUGCACGAACCCGCCCUGCACGCAAUCUCGUGGCAAUAUUGUUCUUGUGCACGUUAAUUGAUAUUGUGUACGAUUCCAUAUACACGCAUCUACACCACUGACACACAUACACACACAGAGAUACACUCACGCUCGCGUACAGCGAUCACGCGGGUGUAAAAUAUCGCGCGGAUCAUAAAUUAUAUCGAAUCGCAUCGAGUAUCGCUCGAACCUAGUACUGUCUUUGUAAUUCUCGAACGUCUCGACGCGUCUCUCGCGUAGGGAGCUACGAAGAACACCCCUGUUGCUUUCUCUUUAAUCUCCAAUCCGUUCGAUUCCGAAUUUCGAUGAACGAUAAACCCUUGCCGAAACUUUUCGGAUAAUUCCGAAUCGCAUCCAGGGGCGUUCCUCUCGAGCACUCCAGGAUAGUCGUAGAAGCUGUACCAACGCUUGACAGAGUAAAGCAGCGUGCUCAAUCGUAAUAUCCUGCUCGUUCGGGAGAUCGUCAUAGAACUUGACGUAUAGUAAUAUCAACUUGGUAUCCCGAUGCUGUUGCAUGCCUCCGUCGUGCUGGCGGAACCGACGCCGCGAGUCCUUCGAGGUUAUCGAGACAGUCCCGUUCCUUGUUUUCAAAGUUUCACGGUCGAACGAGACUCGAAGCGAUUCGUCGAUUCUCGAUCGGUACCUAAUUCGAACCGUCCAUCGCUGCACGCGACGUUCCAGCGGACACGCGCACAAAUGGACACGCAUACACGUCAGGUGGUGAGCACGAGUGUUCGUUUGAAGGAUACAAAAGAGAAGGAAGAAAAUAUGGGGGAGCAGAGCGUUUACGUCGCGUUCGUUCAAGCGGGAUGCGAGCAUCGCGCGCCUAACCGAUGCGUUUCCGUUCACUCGAGUGUCGAUGCGCGCCUAUUAUUACCGAGCCAAGUCAAGCGAACCUUCAAAGGCGCGUCUACUCGCGACGUCGUCUUUGUGCCUAAAGGAGAGACGGAAACGGAGGGGACGGACGUGCGGGGGUGUCUUUGAAGGUUCGGUUGACUUGACGAGGAAGCCGGUGGCGCAAGAGUUGCCCUCGAGGGGGCUGCUAACUUCAAGGGUAAAAUUUAUGUACGUGACUUGUACGCGCGUUUCUUGACGCUUGCACGAGUCUGUGUUGCGACGGAGGAAGAAAGUCUGUUUCUUGCAGCGAUGGGCAAAACCCUAGGUUUCGAAUAAAUCUGAAGUUUGCCGACAUGUUUGUCUCAUUUCCACUUUCGAACAUUUUCCAAAGAAGGAAACGAGACAAACAUGUCGGCAAACUUCAGAUUUAUUCGAAGCCUAGGGUUUUGCCCAUCACUGGUUUCUAGAAUUUAGGGAUCGUAUCGGGUUGGCUCUAGUUACGUAGCUUUCGUAUGGUCACCGGUAAUGGAUUGCGACGUAAAAUGCGACAUGCACGUACAGUCGGUCCCAUACGUAUUCGUAUCCUUAGUGACUAUUGAAUAUACUUAUCUAAAAUAAAUGAGGGUUUGACGUUUCCAAAUAAAUGUUUCAUUAUAAGUAGAAUGCGGAUUUAUAUGCAUUUAUAGAAAAUUUGAGUGUGUAAGAAACUGCAAAUUGCACACAGUAUGUAAUAUUACAUUCAAUUUUAAUCAGUCUAUUUAUGUUUGAAGUAUGAGACUACGAACAUUAGUCGACACAUGUUACUGUUGUGUUAAAGUAAUACGUGUGAUUUAAAUACAAAUUAAGUAUAUAAUAAUAUAAAGAAAUAUUGAAAGAAAAUUCAUAUCACCAUAUGUGCAGAGCAAAAUAAAUUCCUAUUUAGGUUGAAUUUUUUUAAGUACGUUUGCAAAGACUUUAUUUCGCACGAACAUCCGCAGUCUAAUUAUGUAUAACAAAAAAUUUACUUGCAAACAUCAAACUUAUCAUUUAAUUUAGACAAGUUUCUUCAACGGACAUAGACGGAUACUUAUGAGACUGAUUGUAUAUCUAUAUGUUUAAAAUAUAGUAAUCAGGGCACUUAGCAACGAUAGCUCAGCUUUCUACGUGUCCGAGCGGAACGUCCCAGAUGGACUUCCGGUAGGAAUUGGUUAAUUAUGCGUCCAGCCAGAUGCCGUGACCACGUGCUACAGUACUAGUGGUCGACGCGUUUCAUUGUUCAGACUCGGUGCAAGCAUAACGUCACGCGAUCGCGCGGAUGUCGAACGCGUGCCAAUUUCUUCCUGUGGUUUUAUGCGAGCGUCGUAAUAUGCAACCACCAUUUCGCGUUACGAGUAUAACCUUUAUGGUCCAACCACGUUAUGCAUCUUUCGAUUCCACGUCAUGUUUAUAUCGGUGUUGUUUGAUACUUGCUCGAUGGCAGAUACUUGGGAGGUAUCGUUGAGCGUUCUAAUUUUAUCGAGGAUUUGUUCUUAGAGCAAACGAUUGAUAAUUAUAAGGAGUCAUUGGUUAACUUUGAGGAACGUUAAACACUUUAGCUACAUUACAGAACAGACUUGUAUUACGUUCAAGUAUUAGAUUCAAGUAGUACAUUCAAUUUUGAUCGGUCUGUUUAUGUUCGAAGUAUGAGUUGAUUUAAUUUAUGUUUACAUUACAAAUGUUAGUCGAUACAUGUACCUGUAAUAUUCUUUAUCAAUCUGUAUUAGAGUAACACACGUGAUUUAAAAUACAAAAUAAAUCAACUCACACUUCAAAUGUAAAUAGACUCGUAAAAAUAAGUACACGUCAAGUUUGUGCUAGAUACAAUUUACGAAUGAAAAAUAAUAUCUUUUAUUCUCGAGUCUUUAUUAGUAGCAAAUUCAAAGAACGAACCAUCGAAGACGUUAUUCCUUCGAAAGCAACGUUCCUUUCCAAUCAAAACUCAAUUCGAAGCGCUGGUGAUUGAAAUUUGUCCCCGAUCGGCGAUUGGUCGGAGGGUAGCAUCGGCUAAUCGAGUGACGGAUUAACGUAAUCGGUGGUGCACGAAUGGCGAGUCAAAGCCGCGAACGUUGCGUUCGUUCUAGCGAUUCGUCACCGAUUCCAACCGGCGAGAAUCGUACGGUGUGCGUGCGCGUGCCGUAAACAGUUUUUUUUUUUUGGGCAUGUUUUGCAAAUAUUCGCUUCCCUCGGGCACAGAACGAAUCCCGCGUUUCCGUUGCGCUCGCGAUUCCCCAUAUUUUCUGUUUCUCCUCCGUCGUUCUUCUCUUCUGUUUACGUUUCCUGCACCGGAUUGGCUUUUUUCAAAAUUCUUUACCACGCACACGUAUUGGUUUUUCUUUUUCAUUCUUUCGUUUAUUUUCGCCCGUCUCGUUAUCGUCGUUUCCGCGUGUCGUCGAUUCCCGCGCCGUAAACGUACGCGAUACACCCGAAAACGCGCGUCACCGGACACCAACGACACCUGCGAAAGCGAUCGACGAUCUCGCGGCGCGCGUUCAUCCCUUCCUGCCCGCUGGAGAUAGUUGUAAAUUCGACAGGACCAAUUAACAUCAUUAAUUAUCGUUCGGAGCAACCAAAACACCUGUAUCUUGCAACUCGAACGAUUUAUAUCGUUUUGUAAUUUCAUCUCUUUGUUUCCUUUCAACGUAUCGUACUCCAAAUUGCCUGAACUAAUUUGAAUUUCGUAUAUUUCGAUCUCCAUAUUUUCAUCGAAUCUAGGUCUGGGCAUGAAGGGGUGAACUGUAUCGUAGGAAGAAAUAAAGAUCCGUCCUGGAGAUUGAACGAGAUGUUAUACUCAAGGUUCGAAGCUACUUGGCGCUGUUUAUAUUCCGCGUGAUCACUCAGGACCGAUCGUUCUUUCGUCUUACGAUCACAGGGCGGUGCACGCGAUCGAAAACCCGAUCGAAAAUCCGAUUGAAAAUAGAUCGAUGAAGCGGUAAAUAUUGAGCUUAAUGGAAAUUGCUUGCAACGAAUGUUGCUCGAUUCGAAGUGAACGAGGUAACGUACUAUUUAACCCUUCCGCUCUGUGCAAAUCAAUAACAAGCACGCCUGGCGAUUAUAUUUCACAAUACGCCCCGGGCAAAUUAAGUCAUAUACAAGGGUUCCGAUAACAAUUGAUACGUAAUUAUUCAGUCGAUAGACGAGCAAUAUCGACUGAAUUUUGUUUGACACCGCCAAAUGAACGCUUAGUAAUUUCGAGUUUACUAUUUCUGAUAAUUAGAAUUAAGAAGUUUAUAAACUCAAUUUCUUUUUUUUUUUUUUUACUCAAACUUUUUUUGGUUAUAUAAUUGUUCAUCGUUGUUUGGAACAUCCAGAAUGGAAUCGUGAUUUUAUUUUAGAAAAAUAACUUUACUGUUUCGCGUUGAAAAUAGCGAAUUGAAAAGUGUCGAUAAUGAUAAAGGGUUCAUCGAAGGCAAACAACAUUCGUCAGACUCGAUUUCCAUUAAAAUCAGUAUCCCCGGAAUGGUCGAACCUGGUCUCGGUCGCCUGCCCUCGAUCCUGUUUACACGAACCAUGGUUUGACGACGCGUAGCGUCCGGCAUCAUUCGCCAUCAUUUUUCCUUCCGUUCACCGGCCGUUUUCUUUUUCCAAUUUUUUGCGAGAUCUGCAUCGAGUAUAGAUCAUCGAUGUGUAUACAUAUUAUAUAUACUUCAUACAUACGUAUUGUACAUUACGUGAAUGCCGUAUUAAUUUUUGGGCAUGUUUCGUCAGUUGCUUAUCUGCGGUAGGUUACCGUAUUGUUCUUGAAAGUGACUAAUUUUUGUUCCAUAUAUACAUACAUAUAUAUAUAUAUAUAUAUGUAUCUAAUUUUUAUUUUUCUUCAGACGUUUGGUGCGUUUCAUUUCGUACUUUAUCGUUGGAACACUGGUUAUAUACCUGUUUAUUUUCAUCUUUAAUUACUUUCGAGAGCGUAGUGUGUUCUCGUAGUGGUUCUUUUUAAUUUUGCGUGCCGGUCAGAACAUUUUUGCGCCAAUCAGCGGCAAGCUCUGUAAGAACUUAGACACUUGAGAGUUUUCCUAGUUAGAGCAUCUACUCGGGACUUGGUUAGCGGAUCGAGUCGGCCGACGUCGAUCGACGCGCGAAUAAAUUGCAAAUGCGCUCCGGUAGAUUUAAGCGUCGUUCGCGUCGCGUGAUUAGGGGCGGCCCGACACGGUGCGACGCUUUCGUCGACUCUGCCGCACGGUCACGUGCCUCUCUGGUGAACCACAAAGGCGAGUGUCAGUCGACGCCGGGGAUGCGAACAAUGAAUUUUCGUAUGCGGUCGAUCUAUUGCGAACGCUGGAGAUGUGGGCGAAAAUGACGACGAAAGAGAUUUCCUGUGUUCUUUGAUUUUGCCGAAGGGAGUACAGGCUAAUCGACAAAUGUAUCACGCUGAAACACCAAGAAAAAAAGUACAGGAAAAAAAAUGAAAAAAGAAA
Molecule: messenger RNA, 9843 nt
Organism: Hylaeus anthracinus
Lineage: Eukaryota; Metazoa; Arthropoda; Insecta; Hymenoptera; Colletidae
Product: neural-cadherin-like
Exons: 11
Coding region: 1121-4612 (1163 amino acids)
Biological process (GO): homophilic cell-cell adhesion
Cellular component (GO): cell-cell junction; plasma membrane
Molecular function (GO): calcium ion binding
Source: RefSeq, a predicted model, not a curated record